This is a messenger RNA of Anguilla rostrata (American eel), 4910 nucleotides long. RefSeq names its product FERM domain containing 4Ba (gene frmd4ba). The record is from RefSeq and is a predicted model, not a curated record. The coding region runs from base 466 to 3561 and encodes 1031 amino acids. NCBI's taxonomy places the organism in Eukaryota, Metazoa, Chordata, Actinopteri, Anguilliformes, Anguillidae. Gene Ontology annotation, cellular component: bicellular tight junction; cytoskeleton; adherens junction. Gene Ontology annotation, biological process: establishment of epithelial cell polarity. Gene Ontology annotation, molecular function: cytoskeletal protein binding. The transcript is spliced from 24 exons.
UAUAGAAGCUAUUGUAUUGGCAGGAGUAGCCUACGGUAGGUGGGCUGAACGAACGCUGGUGACUCGCUUACCGUGUGUUACUAUUGUAUUUAAACUCACUGUCUUCCAUGUAACUGCACGACGUGAACGUUGAGCCGCGGUAAUCGUGUCAAUAGCGGUCAUGCCAUAUUAGUGGCGAUAGUUGAGCGUUGGUCUUUCUGGUAAAUUGGCUGCGAGGCAAGAAGAGAAGGCGUGGUGUCUAUGGAUUGAACAGUGUGCUAUUAGGAUAUGCGGAUCAAGACAGCUUCCUGAUAAAACAGCAGCAGAGCAGCUUACCGGGCGAGUGAGUUUCCGUGAGUAGACUGCACUUCUAGAGAAGCGAAGAAUAAGGGGAUUUAAAAGGGUUCGUGGUACCAGGAAAGAUCCACUGUUUGUAAAAAAAAUCGAGGAGCUGAAUCGAAAGGUAACGCCACCGGGAAAGAAGAGAUGACGGAGGGUCGAGUCUGCCAAGUGCAUCUCCUGGACGACAGGAAACUAGAACUGCUGGUUCAGCCAAAGCUCCUGUCCCGGGAACUCUUAGAUUUGGUUUCUUCCCAUUUUAACCUCAAAGAAAAGGAGUACUUUGGAAUAACCUUCAUUGAUGACACGGGCCAGCGGAACUGGUUGCAGAUGGACCGCAGGGUCCUGGACCAUAACUUUUCUAAGAAGAGUGGACCGGUUGCCCUGAAGUUCCUUGUUCGGUUUUAUAUUGAGAAUAUUUCAUACCUAAAGGAGAACACGACCGUGGAGCUGUUUUUUCUAAAUGCAAAAUCUUCUGUCUACAAUGGGGACAUCGAGGUUGAAAGUGAAAACGUCUUCAAAUUAGCUGCGUACACAUUGCAGGAGGCUAAAGGAGAUUACACCAGUGAUGAAACCACUAGAACGGACUUGAAGAAGCUCCCUACUCUUCCAACAAGAGUUCUGAAAGAGCACCCUUCCCUCGCCUACUGUGAGGACAGAGUGAUUGAGCAUUACAAGGCCCUGAAAGGGCUCACGCGAGGCCAAGCUGUUGUGCAGUAUUUGGCUUUAGUGGAAUCCCUUCCAACAUAUGGGGUGCAUUAUUACGGAGUAAAGGACAAACAAGGGAUACCAUGGUGGCUGGGAAUUAGCUACAAAGGGAUUGGUCAAUACGAUUUGCAGGACAAGCUGAAACCACGAAAGUUGUACCAGUGGAAGCAGCUGGAAAACCUGUAUUUCCGUGAGAAGAAAUUUGCUGUUGAGGUGAACGACCCCCACAGGAGGACAGUGUCCAAGCGCACAUUUGGGCAGACAGGCCUGGUCAUCCACACCUGGUAUGCCAGCCACUCUCUGAUUAAGACCAUUUGGGUGAUGGCCAUCAGUCAACACCAGUUCUAUUUGGACAGGAAGCAGAGCAAAGCGAAAGUAACCACAGUGAGAAGUUUGGGCGACGUCGCCAUGGACCUCACAGAGGUAGGGGCCCCGAGGAUCAGUAAGCUGGGAAACAUGGAAGUGAAGAACCAGCUUAUCAUGGCCAGCAACGGCAGCCUGGUGUCUGCAGGGUCAGCAGACUCUGAGGUGAGCGAGGAGCAGAAGAAGGAGAAGAUCUGCGAGCUGAAGAAGAAGGAGAAGGAGCUCCAGGAUGCCUUGGCACAGAAGGUGGAAGAGCUCAAGGAGCUGUGCUUGAGAGAGGCUGAGCUGACAGGAAGGCUGCCCAAAGAGUACCCGCUGUCCUCGGGUGAGAAAGCCCCUCCCGUCCGACGUCGAGUAGGCACUGAAUUCAAACUGGAUGACCUUUUCCCAUAUGACAAGGAUCCUAACCUGAGAAACCUGGAGAGCAGGUUUGCUCUUCAGCAGAAGAUCGUCGAGGCGGCCAAGAAGCUGGCCAGCGAGCCCGAGCUCUGCAAGACGGUGAAGAAGAAGAGGCAGAGAAACUGCCUGGACGCCAUGAGGAAGCUGCAGGAGAUAGAGGAAGAGAUCAACGAGUAUCGGAUCAGGACCGGAAAGAAGCCCACGCAGAGAGCGUCUUUGAUCAUGGCCGAUGAUGGUACCCAGGCAGAGCUGUGCUCGCUCUCCGGCAGUUUGACGUUGGACGAUGAUGUCUGUGCUGGAGCCCAGAGGCAGCGAUCAAGGUCGGUCCAGUACUCUCCUGGCCCCAGUCUGUCCGAGUCCCUGGGGUUCGAAUACAUGACAGACAGACGAGGUUCUGGAAACAGCCAGCAUAUAGAUAUGGGCCUCAGCAGAUUAAAUUAUAGCGAGGUCCAGGAGCCGCUGCACUACAGCCACAGAGACGCCUUAUCGACGCACAGCAGCCCUUACAGGCUUCCAUCCAGGCAGCCCCGCGACGCGCACAGCGUGCCCCCCACCCCGGUCAUGACCCGCAACGCCUACAGCAGCAUCCAGCUGAGGUCGGACGAAGACGCUCAGCUCUUCCGCCAGCGGAGCGGGAGCCUGGAGUCUCAGUCCCAGUUCCUGACGGAGGCCGACCCCCCGAACCCCGCCUUCGCCCUGUCCCCCGCCCGCCGGAGCACCAGCACCGAGGUGCUGGAUGACGGCUCGUCCUACACCAGCCAGUCCAGCGUGGAGUACAGCUUCCCCGGCAACCCCAGCUCUCGACCCCGGGGCCGAUGGCGCCACAGGAAGGGCAACGCCUACGCCAACACGGGCAGCAUGCCCAACCUGGCGCAGAACGACCCUGCGCACUGCUACGCGUACCAGCCCCAGCCCCAGCCCCAUCCCCAUCACCAGCCCCAGCACCAGCCCCAGCACCGGCAGACCUCCACCGCUUACUACGUCACCGGCUACCCCUGCCACCCGGACCCCGAGCCGUACUCCAACGGGGCCUACGCGUACGAGAGCGAGCUGGAGGGCCACUACAACGUCAACCCGACCACCUACCACGCUCCCGCCUACCACGGGCACGACCGGUACGGCCACUACGCGGACGACGAGGUGGACGGCUACGCGCAGAACCCCUACGCCACGCUGCGGCCGUCCCGGAGCAGGCCGGGGCACAGGGGCGAGCAGCUGGUCAAAAACUACCACAAGGCCCUGGUGGCGGAGCACCUGCGCGGCUGGUACAACCGCAACACGGGACACAAGCACGUGAGCUACGACUACGACAGGGGCUCUCAGCAAAGCCUGGGCUACCAGACCAUGCCUGCCCCCUUCGGCAGCUCCAGCAGGGCCACCUCCUAUUCAUCAGUCUCUUCGACUGCCAGUGCUGGGAACUGGCGCAGUCAGUUAGCUGUGGGACUGACGGAGUACGACAUGCCACAUUCGCCACAGCAGCCUUACCCAGGGACAGCCUACAGCACAGCCUACAGCAGCAACCCCUCAUACAGCAGAUACGGCUCCUGCCUGCACUCAGAGUGCCCCUGCCACAGCGCUGAGCCCCAGCAGCGCUGUGCCUUUCUCCCCGCUAGCCCUUCCUCCUCCUCUUCCUCCUCCUCCAUCCUCUCAUCCCUCCCGCCCUCCUCUCCUCGCUGCGUUCUGGAGCGACCGGGCUCCGCUCCCCAGCAGCCCCAAAGCUACAGAAACGAGAGGCUUAUUAAGUACCCCCACGCUAAGUGUAGCCCACGAUAGUCGUAUGUAGAUGUGAACCAAAUGGAAACACCCACCUGCAGUCAAACAAACAGCAGUUUAGAUCCAGAGGACCAGAUGUUGUACUGGCACGAGGACUCCAAGCCUGGAACGAUAGUCUAGGGCACUGCCAGCAGCCGCUGUCUGAUCACACUCUCUCUCUUAUCUACAUGUGCCUUGCACCACACCUUUCAGGCAAGGAUUUCUCCAAAGAGCCAAAAGCAACAACAACCGAGGAAUGAAACGAAUGUGAAGCAAAUGUGAAAUCCUUGCACGUUCUGAAAUGGAUCGUCUGAAAGCACUACAAAGUUGACAGAUGUGCAGCAUUGAACAGAGGUGGUUGAGUUUUGGGCUGGUGAGCUGUGGGUGGGUGGAAGGUGUGUGUGUGCGCGUGUGUGUUUGUGCGUGUGUGUGUGCGCGUGCAGUGAUGGCACUUCGGUUACAGACUUGAAUGGCACUUGGAAAAGGCUGUUGUGGGGUUUCAGAUUCGCCAGCAGACUAGCAGAGAGCACACGGCCCUCUUGAAGGAUAAUUCUGACUGACGGACCAGCGGGAGAAUCUCAGGUGCAUUUUGAAAUGAAGGACCCAGCACACGACGGCUUGAAGUACAGUUUGAAGAUCCUAUCCAGAUCUGUAGAAUCUGUAGAAACGUCCUGGCACAACUACGUAUGCACCCGUUUUUUAUCUGAAUUGGAAUGCUAACUUUUUCCCAUGAUAAUUGGUACAGUAUAUUAUUUAUGAUGGUUGUAUGCAAGUUUAUAUGUAAUGUUCGUGCUCAGUUGUCCCAGUGAACCAUUGCACCCCUUGAAUGGUUAUAUGUCUAACAGUCUCUGACCUUCGGCUCUCCCUCAUGUGUGUAACACGUUGAUUAUGUAUGAUAAAUGUUGGUAAAAAGACGCUCGGAAAUCGUAAUUCAAGGCACUCGUAGUUUUCCUUUGUACUGUGUUUUAGGGAUCUGUUAUUUUGCAUUAUGACAUUGCAAUGUAAGGGGCCUCACCAUUUUGGCCAUAUUACUGCCAAAUAUCACACCGUUUAUCCAUUUUCAUGCUCGUUAUUGUUUUCAAUUUGUACAAAAUAUCUUUUCGAAGACUUCCAUGAGAUGGUAGCAUUCAUUCUACCAGUUGUCCCCAUUUUGCAGUUUGUAAUGGCACCAUCAUAGAAUCGCAGAUUUUUCUAAGAUACGUAUUUGCAUCCCAUGCUGGAAUCCAUGGUCUGGUGCUCUUUCCCCUCACAAGAGAAGGGAUUUGUAUGUACUUGUUGAUAUUGUAUAUAUGAUGUAUUUGGGUUUCUUUUUUGUGAUCAUUUUUAAGUGUUAAAAGCAUGUAAUAUAUAGUAAACCGUUUGGUAAGCUG